Molecule: messenger RNA, 8371 nt
Organism: Lagopus muta (rock ptarmigan)
Lineage: Eukaryota; Metazoa; Chordata; Aves; Galliformes; Phasianidae
Gene: MIB1
Product: MIB E3 ubiquitin protein ligase 1
Exons: 21
Coding region: 200-3220 (1006 amino acids)
Biological process (GO): protein ubiquitination
Cellular component (GO): cytoplasm
Molecular function (GO): protein binding; zinc ion binding; ubiquitin-protein transferase activity
Source: RefSeq, a predicted model, not a curated record
GGGCCGGCGGCGGGCGGCCCGCAGGCGGGAGGAGAGCGGCCCGCAGGCCUCUGCCUGGCAGCCGCGGCUUUUGCCUGGCGUCGCGUCGGGAUCGCCUCUCUCGGCGCGGCGGCGGCCCGCGGCCUCCCGCCGCGCUCCCGACCCCAUCGGCGUCCCCCCGGGGCCGCCCCGCCGGCCGGGCCCGCGCGGCGCCGGCGGGAUGAGCAGCUCGAGGAACAACCGCGUGAUGGUGGAAGGCGUCGGGGCCCGCGUGGUGCGCGGCCCUGACUGGAAGUGGGGGAAACAGGACGGCGGCGAGGGCCACGUGGGCACCGUGCGCAGCUUCGAGAGCCCCGAGGAGGUGGUGGUGGUGUGGGACAACGGCACCGCCGCCAACUACCGCUGCUCUGGGGCCUACGACCUCCGCAUCCUGGACAGCGCGCCCACCGGUAUCAAGCAUGAUGGCACUAUGUGUGAUACGUGUCGACAGCAACCAAUCAUUGGCAUCCGAUGGAAAUGUGCUGAAUGUACAAAUUACGACUUGUGCACAGUUUGUUAUCAUGGGGACAAGCAUCACUUAAGGCAUCGUUUUUACAGAAUUACCACACCAGGAAGUGAAAGGGUAUUGCUGGAGUCUCGCCGUAAAUCAAAGAAAAUUACAGCAAGAGGAAUCUUUGCAGGUGCCAGAGUGGUGCGAGGAGUUGACUGGCAAUGGGAAGAUCAAGAUGGUGGCAAUGGGCGUAGGGGAAAGGUAACUGAAAUCCAAGAUUGGAGCGCGUCAAGUCCGCACAGUGCAGCAUACGUUCUUUGGGACAAUGGUGCUAAAAACCUUUACAGAGUUGGCUUUGAGGGCAUGUCUGACCUGAAAUGCGUCCAAGAUGCAAAAGGAGGCUCUUUCUACAGAGACCAUUGUCCUGUGUUAGGUGAACAAAAUGGUAACAGAAAUCCUGGUGGUCUGCAAAUUGGUGACCUUGUAAACAUUGACCUUGAUUUGGAAAUUGUGCAGUCUUUGCAGCAUGGUCAUGGAGGAUGGACUGAUGGCAUGUUUGAAACCUUAACAACAACUGGAACAGUUUGUGGCAUUGAUGAGGAUCAUGACAUUGUGGUACAAUAUCCAAGUGGCAACAGGUGGACAUUUAAUCCAGCUGUUCUCACCAAAGCCAACGUUGUCCGAAGUGGAGAUGCUGCUCAAGGUGCAGAAGGAGGUACUUCUCAGUUUCAAGUGGGUGACCUUGUUCAAGUGUGCUAUGAUUUGGAGCGAAUCAAGCUUCUUCAGAGAGGUCAUGGAGAGUGGGCUGAAGCAAUGCUUCCUACUUUAGGUAAAGUUGGUCGUGUCCAGCAGAUUUAUUCAGACAGUGACUUAAAGGUAGAGGUUUGUGGGACAUCUUGGACAUAUAAUCCAGCAGCUGUCUCAAAGGUGGCAUCAGCAGGAUCUGCUAUAAGUAAUGCAUCUGGUGAGAGACUGUCCCAGCUAUUGAAGAAAUUAUUUGAAACCCAAGAAUCUGGAGAUCUCAAUGAAGAAUUGGUUAAAGCUGCUGCCAAUGGAGAUGUUGCUAAAGUGGAAGAUCUGCUAAAGAGACCAGAUGUGGAUGUAAAUGGACAGUGUGCUGGACACACAGCUAUGCAAGCAGCUAGUCAGAAUGGCCAUGUUGACAUUUUGAAGUUGCUUCUGAAACAGAAUGUGGAUGUAGAAGCAGAGGAUAAAGAUGGAGACAGGGCUGUCCAUCACGCGGCCUUUGGUGACGAGGGUGCUGUGAUUGAGGUUUUGCACCGAGGCAGCGCAGAUCUGAACGCUCGCAACAAACGGAGGCAGACUCCACUUCAUAUUGCUGUCAACAAAGGUCAUCUUCAAGUUGUGAAGACUUUACUGGACUUCGGCUGCCAUCCUAGUCUCCAGGAUUCUGAAGGUGACACUCCACUCCAUGAUGCAAUAAGUAAAAAGCGUGAUGACAUCCUGGCUGUACUGUUAGAAGCUGGUGCAGAUGUUACUAUCACCAACAACAAUGGCUUUAAUGCUCUUCACCAUGCUGCACUAAGAGGAAACCCAAGUGCAAUGCGCGUAUUGCUGUCCAAGUUACCACGACCGUGGAUUGUUGAUGAGAAAAAAGAUGAUGGUUACACUGCCUUGCAUCUGGCAGCUCUCAACAAUCACGUGGAGGUGGCUGAACUUUUGGUGCACCAGGGCAAUGCUAACCUGGAUAUCCAGAAUGUUAACCAGCAAACCGCUCUGCACCUUGCUGUUGAGCGUCAGCAUACGCAAAUUGUUAGGCUCUUAGUCCGUGCAGGUGCUAAGCUGGAUAUCCAGGAUAAAGAUGGGGAUACUCCCCUGCAUGAAGCCCUGCGACACCAUACCCUGUCACAGCUCCGCCAGCUCCAAGACAUGCAAGAUGUGGGCAAGGUAGAUACUGCUUGGGAGCCAUCAAAGAACACAUUAAUAAUGGGACUUGGCACUCAGGGAGCAGAGAAGAAGAGUGCAGCAUCUAUUGCCUGCUUCCUGGCAGCCAAUGGAGCUGACCUCAGCAUUCGUAAUAAGAAGGGUCAGUCUCCUCUUGAUCUCUGCCCUGACCCUAGCCUCUGCAAAGCACUGGCUAAAUGCCACAAAGAAAAAGUCAGUGGUCAAGUUGGUUCCCGAAGUCCAUCUAUGAUCAACAAUGACUCUGAAACCUUAGAAGAAUGCAUGGUGUGUUCAGAUAUGAAAAGAGAUACUCUGUUUGGCCCAUGUGGACAUAUUGCCACGUGUUCUCUGUGCUCACCACGGGUGAAAAAAUGCCUCAUCUGUAAAGAGCAAGUUCAGUCUAGGACAAAGAUUGAAGAAUGUGUAGUGUGUUCAGACAAAAAGGCAGCAGUCCUUUUCCAGCCUUGUGGUCAUAUGUGCGCCUGUGAGAAUUGUGCAAGCUUGAUGAAGAAAUGUGUACAGUGUCGGGCAGUGGUAGAACGAAGAGUGCCUUUCAUAAUGUGCUGUGGAGGGAAAGGUACAGAAGAUACCACUGAUGAUAUCUCAAGUGGUAACAUUCCAGUUAUGCAGAAAGACAAAGACAACACUAACGUCAAUGCAGAUGUACAAAAGCUGCAGCAGCAGUUACAGGACAUCAAGGAACAGACUAUGUGUCCUGUCUGUUUGGACCGUCUGAAGAAUAUGAUCUUUCUCUGUGGCCAUGGGACGUGUCAGCUUUGUGGAGACCGAAUGAGUGAAUGCCCUAUAUGCCGCAAGGCAAUCGAACGAAGGAUUCUUUUGUAUUAAGAAGUGGAACAAGUAUCUGUUGGUAGCUUAUGAAUAGUAAGGACAUUCUGGUGAUUUAAAUCUCUGCAAGUUUGAAAGGCGGUAAAAGGUUCUAAUGAAAACAUUUCUAAUACUGUAGCACAGGUUCAUUAAAGACUGUGAACACACCAAAUAAUAGAACAGUAUUUGAGCAGUCAGCUUUUAACUUUACUCAGAAAAGUUGCUAAUUUACAGCAGUCCUUUCUUUUGUUGUGUUUUUUGUUUGUUUUCUUUCUGUCAUUUUCUUCCCCUUAAAGUGUAAAGGGACAAUCUUGUUUUGGUUUCAUUCUUGUUUUUUUAAUGUGCGUAUAAGGUGUUGAGUGAUGUAGUUUUUCUAUUAUUUUUUUUUUUAAUGCCAGUUACUAUUGAGUAUAAAUCUAUUUAGUGCUUUUUUUUAAUGCUUUUCUGGAGAAUGUUCAAAUAUUCUGUGACGUUUAUAAUUUGUAAUGGUUUUCAUCUUGAAAUACACAGUAAUGCGGAGUCCAUACAAAAUGUAUGCGCAGUUGUAAUAAACGUAAUAUUAUUUCCAUAAGAUCAGGUCACAAAAUACAAUGCUAAGGUAAUUUCAACUUUAAUGUGCCCUUUGCUGAGGAUGAGGUGGGAAAGAAACAGGAAAAAGAAACAAAUCUGGUUUAGAAAGGUUGCGUUCUUCAAACUGCACUUUAGCGUAACAGUUUCAAGCUGACCUAAAUAAUAUGAACCUCUUGACGCUGCUAGCCUCAUAGAUUCUUAUGGAAUAACUUUUAAUCUGGUUGGAAAGGAGAACAGUGGGUCAGUUAUCCGUUUCAGACGAGUGAAUUCGACCAGUUUUGGGAGAACAGAUAGAUACAUGUGUGGAGCCAUUCAAAUAUUCUGUCUCUACAAAUUAGAAGAACUAUACGUGAAGUUUGCAAAAGUUAAACUUCAGUAUCUUACCUUACAAAAUAUGAAGCAAGCUUUUAAUGGGUAUCAUUCUCCUUUCUUAAUUCAGUUAUUUUGUCUCAGAACAAAUAGUAGUAAAUAGCAGGAUCAAAGAUUUAAUUUAGCUUUUCAUCUACAUUGAAUGUUAAAACCAUGUUAGCUAGGAUCUAUAGAUAAUACUGCAGUUCAGGAUAUUGUUGGCAGAGAGUGAUUUCGGAGCCAUGCCUAGGUGAGGUGAAAUUGUAUGAGGGAGUCAGCUGUCACUGAUGUGACUGAAAAGUGUUCACGAAUCUGAAAGUACUGCUGUGAGGAGCUGCAAACAAUUAACGCCUUGAUAACAAAUAUGUCCUUCUGUCUUCUUGGACAGAAAAAAAAAAAAAAAGAUAUGCUGAUUUAAGAGUUGUUUGCAGGUACCAGGCACGUACCAGGCAUAAGAUAUUCAGCAGUUUCCUGAGUGCAGUUUGUGUAGCCCUUUGCCGUUGUGCUGGCUUUGUGUGAAUGCAGAUCAAUGAAGAAAUACAUGCUGGAAUCAUUGAAGUGCCUUCCUAUCAGCAAAAAUUAAUUUCUUGUUUCAUUCUCACAGCAAAAGUAUGGCAAAAGGGGUAGUUCAAGGGAAGAUCCAAGUAGGAAUAAAGGAAUAAAACUGGUCUCUUUGGAAAAAUCAAUCUCAGUCUUUUGAAGCUUGUGUUGAUAUGCCAGAACCUUGUAAACUUUGGCAAAAUUCUCAGAAGAAUGUUACUAGUAAACUGCAAAGAUAGAUAAACUUUUAAACAGUAAGAUUUAAACACUUAAUGGUGUUUUCCAGGAAGCAGCUACAGUGAUAUAUUGAAACAGUGUAAGGCCAGUGUCUUUUAACAAAGUGAAGUAAUGUACAACUUUUCUAUAGACAACUUAAUCCUUAUCCAGUAUUGCAAAUGGAUUCAUCAUUCUUUUCAGUAAUUUUUCAUUGGGCACCAUCUUAAUCUGGAGUCAAUGUAAUAUUGUUUUAUUUUGUAUAUUAACAGUCCUUUGUUCAAAAUUAUCUAUGGCUCUGUCUUUUUGGCCAAAGUAAAUAGUCUUUCCUUUUUGGUACUGAUUGGAUCCCUGUACUAAAAUAUGGAGACUUCAAGGACCUUUGGAAAACUUUUGAUGGAAAACUUUUUUUUCCACUUUGUUGUUUCGCUAUCUCCACUUAGACUCCAAUUGCAUGAGUGCUCAGUGUUGUACUUAUUUAGACAAUAUGUAUGCCACCAAACCUGAUUUUUUUUUUACAGUGUUUUUGUCAGCUCAAAUGUCUACAGGACACUUCAGCUUCCUUCCAGUCUUCCUCCAAAAACGAUUUUGUAGUGAGAUGUGCCAUUUGUCCAUCCAUCCUGAUUUUUGUUAUGUAAUGUAUCACAUUUGUUUCCUCUAGUUCUGGUACACGUUUUGAAUAUCAUGCCCUAUUUACUCUUCAAGGGGACCUCUAUAAGCAUAAAAGCAGAGUGGAUUUCUUCUUGAUAAUGCAGCUCAAAACUAAAACCUUGUUGUAGCAGCUGGCAUUUUUGUAAUUCUUUUUUACUGGAACAAGUCAGAACUACUUCAAAGUAGUUCAACUUCACGUUAGUUGAAAAAAUGCAGCUGAAUAAGAAUUGAUCUAAAGUAUCCUGGGUGGAUAACUGGAGUUGAGUAUUAAAUAUUCUCCAUCUGCAGGAGGCGAGAUAUUAGCAAAAAUAGCUAAGUCCAGUGAUAGGCUUGUACUUUGCAAGAGAAGCUGUGUGUUACUCCAUAAUACUCUUAAUACUUGCAUGUCAUCACAGUCAAAUGGAUACAGACAUAGUGACUGAAGUUGUUGUAUAGGAGCAGUUGUAGUCUUUUGUACUGUAAUCAUGCCAAGUGGACUUGAACAGUUGCAGUUGGAAGGUAUCACUGUUGGGAAUUUAAUUUCACGCUUUCAAGAUGUCAAGAGAAACAGUUGAACUAGAAAUGCAAGGUAGAGUAACAUGCUUGAAAUAUUGCUACUACUGGCCUAAUUAACAGGUUAAAGAGAUGUGUAGCCUUCCCAAGUUGUCCUUCAAAAAACUCAAUGAAGAAAAAUGUUAGCAAAUCGAGCAGCACUUAAAGACAUGGAUGACAAAGAGGAUGAAAAAUAGGCUUUGUUUCUUAUGAUUGUCCCUCAAUAUUCAACAGCGGUUUUGAAAUUAAUUUGGAUGAUAUAUCUCCAUUAGCUUCCUCAACCAAUCAAGAAAAGAACUAAUAGUACUGUUCAGAUGUAAGGUACGUUCAGAUGUUUAAGUAAAUCCUUCUUCUUUUCAAUUCAGUAGAAUACAUAACUUGUCAUAUCACUACACAGUGAUAUUAAAGUAUAGAGACAACCUAGAAGGCUGAUAGAACAUGCUAAAUAAUUGUAUUUUGUUGUUGUUAUUGGUUUUGCUUUGUUUUUACAGACUUGCUGUGUGUCAUCUGCUAUACCCCAAAUUGCCAUUGAACUCAUUGGGCACUUUUCAGAAUUCGGGCUCAUAAUACCUACCUUCCAGUUGUUGAAAUACUCUAUACUUGCAUGUUCAGAGUUUGGAGCAAUCCCAUUUUACUGGCAUGGAUACUGAAUUAAUGUGGCAGGAGAAUGAGCGAGCUACUUUGUAAAUAUGAGAGGCUGAUUAGAAACUAUUAUUCCUAACUUGAAUUGAGUGAGGAUCUAGCAGAUUUGCACAAGUACUUGUGCCUUGUUAGCAUAGUCUUACAAUUGGUAUUCUAGCUUCUUUGAAAGACAUUAAAUGACGUUUUAAAAUAAUUUAAGUCCUUAUUGUGUAGAUAUUUUUUAGAGAUGAAGUUUUAUGUGUGCAUACCUGUUUUUAGCAGUAUUAGUUGCAGUUUAUGCAAACACUAGGCUGUUUGAAGAAGCUGCUCUGAGCUAGUGAUCUGUUUAAGCUUCCUCUACAAUACUGUGCAUUAAACAUCAGAAACUCAACUUUCCAGUAGCAGCUGGUGAACCGAGAAGCCUAUCCUGUUCUUUGUGCUGCCUAAGUCAGAUUUUCACUUAAAAAAUCACAGCGUCCUUUUAGUAAUGCUACCUCCUUUCUCUCUAAGUACUGAAUUGUGGGUUAGUUUGUCUUGGGGAAAGGACGGGGAACAUUUCAGUUUUGUUUUUGCUUCAUCAGUUUUGAUGUCUAAAUACAUUGCGGAGCAUUUUUACUGACUGUAUAAAUGACGUACGGUAGAAGCGUAUGAUUUGCCACCAUGUACAUUGUAUAUUAGUCUUGCACAAGUUGCUGGAAUUCGUACUGUUGUCUUUUUAUGUAUUUCGUAACUUGUCUGUGCUGACAAAGCAAAACUGUUAUCACAGAGGUUUUAGUAUAAGAAGUUUAGAAGUUUUAUAGCUGAGCCUGUGGUUAAAAAAAAAAAAGUUCUGACUCAGGGCUUUUUAACAACUUAAAUACAUUUACAAUAUUCUUCAGCACGUCUUGGAGAGCAUUGUAGAUUUAAUGACUGUACAGUGCCUUGAUAGAACUGUAUAAUGGGCAGCAGCCGUAGAGUCCUUACAGAAUGCAAGUAUCUUUUGAAUCCAGUUGAGGAGUUUAUGUUAAUGCAGCUGUAAUAUCCCUGCUAUGGAUUUAUGUACUUGUAUAUACUUACUGUAAAGGAAAAUCAGCAAAUGUAGGUCUUGCUAAGCUUUCUGUAAGUUGUUUUGUUGUUGCAACAGUUGGGAGAGGGGGGCAGGGUAUAAAGGGCUUAGUGUUCAAAUGUACCAAAGUAGCAUUUCUGGGAAAGACAGCUGAUAAAAAAGCUCUGUAUGGGAUCUUUUUUGUGUGAGGGGAGAGGUUGUUGUAUUAAAAUAAUAAUAAAUAAAAAUAAAAAUACCCUCUUUAUUCUGGCCCAGUAAGUGUUUCUGAAAAGAGAGAGAGAAUAAACAACAAUUCUGUGUUUGCAUGCCUUGUCAUAUUUACAAAAAAUUAAGUAAUUUUACAUUUCUAGAGGAUAUAUUUUUUUUUUAUCACAAGCUUACUGUCUUCAUGAAUGCAAAUUCUUCCUGUUAGAAAACCGGUUUUUCUGAACCACAGGAACGUUUUUGCUACGUUAAAACCAACUUUGUAUUUCAGUAGUUUUUGACAUGACUGUUUAUUGGAGAAAUUUAUGGUUGUCUGUGUGAAUGUAGAGGAUUUUUCCGUAUGCAGAUAGCAUUAUAUGAUUGCUUUCAUUGAAACUGCUUAGCAAGGUCUCAGCUUCUCGAGAGAAAUUCUAAUGUACUGAAUGGUUAAUAAAACUUGUUAUAUAAGA